Messenger RNA from Brassica napus (rape), 2638 nucleotides. RefSeq names its product F-box protein At4g00893-like. Bases 236 to 1366 code for a protein of 376 amino acids. The transcript is spliced from 4 exons. Gene Ontology annotation, molecular function: protein binding. The record is from RefSeq and is a predicted model, not a curated record. NCBI's taxonomy places the organism in Eukaryota, Viridiplantae, Streptophyta, Magnoliopsida, Brassicales, Brassicaceae.
AAUACAAAGACAAAACUGGAUUUUACUUUUCAUUAGUACUAAAAGGACAAAGAUUAGUAAAAGCAUUAUAAGAAGACAAUAAUAUAGUUAAUUUGUUAUCUUUUUCCAAAUUUCCCUAAAUUAUAACCCGUUGAAAAUACGAAACAUAUUGGAAAUAUCGAAAGACAACAAACCCUAAAAGGUUUGUUACUCUCAACCACCGUUGCAGCUUUGAACACCGCCACUUUCUCGAGGGAUGGCGUCGCAUUCUACGUCUUCAACCACCGUCCCCCGUAAAAGAUCCAAAACUCAGAGCGAAGUGGCAGUGAGUCCGAGUUUUGAUGAUCUUCCAUCAAGCCUCUUGGAAGUAAUAAUGUCUCGGCUUGUACUAAAAGAUAACAUCCGUGCCUCAGCUUCUUGCAAAACAUGGCGCGAAGCUGCAGUAUCUGUUCGUGUAGUAGAAACACACCCUUGGCUUUUUUGUUUUCCUAAACGUGGCACUUCGUUUGAACUCCUCGAUCCGUUACACUGGAAGACGUACACUUUGAAUCUGCCGGAGCUAGCUGACUCCACUUUGUGUUACUCAAGAGACGGCUGGUUACUUAUGCGUAGAUCCGUCUCAAAAGACAUGUUCUUCUUCAACCCGUUUUCUCGGGAGCUCGUAAGCUUGCCCAAGUUUGAGCAGUCUUUUCUGGUGAUUGCAUUCUCUUGUCCUCCUACAUCGAAUCAUUGUGUUGUAGGCCUUGUGUCAUCGUUACGUUUUGAUGUAGAAGAUCAAGAGAGAAGGAUAACCAUCAGCACUUGCCAUCCUGGAGCAACUGAGUGGAUCACUCAAGAGUCCGAGUUCCAUUCUGUUUUUUUAUGGCAUGAUAAGCAACAUAGCAAGCUUUUCUAUCUCCAUAAUAGAUUCUAUUUCUUUCACUGCUUUAACCAAGGAGGAGGGAGUCUGCACUCGUUUCACACAUCUUCUCGCACAUGGGAUUCUCAUUAUGCAUAUGUCUCUAGUGAACAUCAAUUGAGUUAUUACCAGAAAGCAUCUUUUUUGACAGAGAAGAAUGGAGAGCUCUUUCUCAUGCUUACAAGUGGGAAUGAGAAGCCAUUGAUCUAUAAACUAGUCUCUUCCAAUUGGGUGAAGAUGAGUCUUACUGAGCUUGACGGCUUGACAUUCUUUGUCAGUUUUUAUAACUCCGAGCUAAGAAAUAAUCUCCCAUGGAUGAGGAACAAUGUAUACUUUUCAAGAUUUGGUUACAAUCGCAAGAGUUGUGUCUCCUACUCGCUUGAUGAAAGCAUGUACAGUCCGUGUAAGGAAUGGCACAGCUGGCAACAACUUUGUCCUCCUCAAAGCAUCUGGAUCGUUCCGCCCGAGAACGUGUUAGACUAUUUGUGAGAGUUGCAUAAAAAUUAAUUGAGUUUAGUGUUUUAGUUUAAGGCUUUCUAAAAGUUUCUUCAUCUUUAGUUGACGUCCCAAAUUUUGCUAAUUUCGUUUCUCUAAUGUUUAAGCAGUAGAAAAUGAUGCAGAAUUAAAUAGAAUAUUAUCUUCACUAAAACUGAUAUAUAUAUAUCUUUAUAUAUAAAGAAAGCAUUGUAUCUCUCCUGAGGGCUCUACGUCGGAAAUAGGGUCUCCCUCGCGCUGACACGUCAGAUCCGCAGCGUUUCAUUAAACCGUGUGUUUUUAUUUUGACUGGGCCUUACAUUCGUUACAGUUGGCAAGCCCAGCAAUUACUUCAUCCAGCUGUAAACGCGGUUCUCAGCGUCGUUUUGCUAAUAGGGUUUUGUGCUUAGCUUUCGUCUCUACCAUACGAUGUCGAGACAGAAGCAGAGUCCCUUGUGGCGCAGCCGAUCUUUCACCUUCUUCUUUCCGUAUGGCGGCCAUUGGAACUAGGGUUCAUCGUGUUCUUCGUUCUGUUGCUAGCCAAAGCGACAAUGGUGUAUUCAACAAUAUAUUUGUGAGACGAUUCCCUGGAUUGGGCUUUCUUCGUGUCGUUUCGUCUUCGUUUUUUUCUCUCUGGAACCGUUACAGGAUCAAUUUAUUCACAGCCAUUAACGAGGUUCUUAAAUUCGACCCACGCUGUAACCGUGAUUUCUCAUUCAUUGUAUCUUUCUAACUUCAAGGCUGUGCGUCUCCAACUAUAAAAAGAGCAAAACAGAGACCAUGAAUGGAAAUUGAAGGAGAGGAUCAGAAACUGAGUCUUCAUCAAGACCUUGAGUCUAAUAGCCUACGAGGACCAGGUUCUGCACCCCAAGGAUCGGACAAACAAUAAUCAAGAUGCACAUAAAGAGGUGAUGAGAGAUUCAGAGACUCUAGAAAAUCUGCAGCUUGAUAGGAAAAGCUUCCAAGCUUCUUUCCAAUAAAUCCAAGAUUGAACUUUUGAUUGGUUUAAUUGUGAUGUUGGAAUGUGUGGGAUAUAACAAGUGAAGAAGAAAGGAAAGAUUGAUAUUUUAAAUAUAUAACGACCAGUUACUCUCAUCCAUAAAAAAACAAUCUUAGUGGGUGGUGUUGUCUUAUAAUGCUAACGAGACAUGGUCUCAAUGCUAUAUUGCUAGCAUAUUAAUGUGUGUAUCGUUUUUUCCUGUUCAUAAAGUAUUAGUUGAGCUUCUUGUGGUGUUUCGCAUGUAGCUUAUCUUUACUUCAAAGAAAUAUCAGUGAUAUUGAUGACAA